Pochonia chlamydosporia 170 is the source of this 1593-nucleotide messenger RNA. Its product is annotated as GPI anchored protein. Bases 1 to 1593 code for a protein of 530 amino acids. Lineage: Eukaryota; Fungi; Ascomycota; Sordariomycetes; Hypocreales; Clavicipitaceae. The record is from RefSeq and is a predicted model, not a curated record. The transcript has 7 exons.
AUGAAGUCAUUAUUCGUGGCGCAAUGGCUGGCCGCCUUUGGCUUCACUGCGACAUCAGCUUUGCCGUCUACUCAAUCACCCCGGGAUGCCCAAACUCAGGGCAGGUCUCCUAGGUGUCGAUUUGCGGCUGACUGGUCCCAGAAAGAUGUCCUUAAGAAUCCAGACCGUUUCGAGUGGGACAUCUUGUUUUGGGAGGGUAAGUUUCAUCAAAAUGAUGUUGGAUACAACACCGCCAAUGGCAUGACGUACGAUGGAACGCAGCUCGAUCUUACUACAGGAGCUCGCACCGCGAAGCAUCCCUUCAGUGCUGCCAGUAAAGAGGCCCUCCAGAUUAUGCUCUAUGCACAUGCCAUUUCAGGAACCAAGGAAGCAGCACGCUUUCUCACUCCCGAUAAUCUUUCCAAAGCCCCAAAAGUUGCGGCGUCAAUAAUGAAGACAAAACUCCAGACUUAUCUGCAGUUUAACCAGUCCAAUCCUGGGUUUGGCGGCUUCCUGCCCUGGAUGACAACCAGCGAGAGCCAACUAUCUCCAACAUGGGAUUGGGUCAACCGAGUGCCUGCUUUGGACAAUGGCGAGCUCAUUUGGGCCGUGUAUGCCUGUAUCAAUGCACUGGAGCAGAGUCGCGACCAGUCCUUCAGAGACCUCGCAAAGGGGUGGCAGAAGUGGUUGGACUAUGUGAAGACAACAGCUGCUACCGUCUUCUACAAAGGAGAUGGGCACGUGUGUGCGGUGACAAAGAUUAACAACCAGACGCUGCCUCUGAAGGAUCCAAAGCAAGGGUACCAGUGUGAAGGGACGAGUUACCUCGAUGACCCCUAUGAAGGAGAACUCUUUACGCAUUUCUUGAACGCUUUUGGGGGGUUGUCUCGGAAGGACAAGGAUGCACUGUGGCAAGCAAAGAGGGCUAAGCUCGUAAGCGUGGAAUACAACAUGGGCGGAGUCGGUCCCAUCACGGUCGAACAAGGAUAUUGGUUCUCCAGCCAUGAACCCUGGAAGGUUCUCGAGUUGCCGUACUACGAUGUCGACCUUGUGAAGAGACUGUAUCACAAUGCAGAAAGAGCAAGAACCUGCAACUCGGUCGUAACCAAGGUCCCCGGGCUCUUCGCAUCAGUGAACAACUCUACCGAUCCGGAGACUGGCGAAAUUAUCGGCUACAUCUCACCAGCUGGAAUCCCCUCAAUUGCAAGCCAGAAAGAGCAAGAGCAUGAUGUUAUCACACCUUACGGCGCCUGGCCCACAAUCAUGUUUGACAAGGCUGUUGGGUUAGCCUGGUGGCGAAACAUGGUCAUUGCAAAGAAGAUGCAGAAUCCAUAUGGAAGCACCGAGUCGACAAGAGUAGACGGUAAGCUGGUGUCAGCCUUGGUGACUUGGGACAGCAAGAUCACAACUGUUGUCGCUCUCCUGGGCGGUGUUGGCGACCUUGUGCGUCCCAAGAUGAAGCGGGAUGGUAUCUACAAUGAUUUCAUCUCCAUUACUCAGAGAGAGUAUGGCCGAGUGUUCAAAAAGCUAAAGGGCGAGAACAUUGCGCUCUGCUUGCCCAAGGAGACGGUGCCAAAUGCCGGAUUGAAGGAUUUUACACAGUGCUCUGCAUAA